Molecule: messenger RNA, 495 nt
Organism: Cooperia oncophora
Lineage: Eukaryota; Metazoa; Nematoda; Chromadorea; Rhabditida; Trichostrongylidae
Source: the annotation of a GenBank genome assembly
AUGCAAGAACGCCAAGAGCGUCGAGGUCUUCUGCUCCUGCGUAAAGAAAUCUUCUAUCAGGCUGUACAGAGCGGGAUCAAGUCCGCCGAAGCACAAAAGUUAGCAGAGAAUGCCGUCAACGAAGCAAAGGAACGUUUGGCAGCCCAAAGAAAAGCACAAUUAGAAGGUAAAGAGAUUGCUGAAGAAACCGAGAAGCAAGAGAAGGUGAAACGAGCAGAAGAGGAGCAACGAUUUUACGACUAUGCUUUCCAAAUGGCUGAAAAAAUGUUGUAUCAAGAUGACAUUCUCGGUGACGGAACUAAGGCACGUAAAACAAUCAAGCCGGAUCCAACAUUGCCGUCAUUGCUGAAAGGAUCGAAACGGCUAGGAAUAUGGAAGAAUUUGGAGGGAUAUCAGGACAAUAGUCUCGGAUUCUGGUCAGAAUGGGAUCUCAGGGCCGCAAGGUAUCAUGAAGCAAUCUUUGGGGCCGAGACGAACUCGUUCGAAGACAAAUAG